AUGCUUGUAAGCCCAAAUAUAAAAAUGGCAAAAUAUAAACGUUAUUGUUUGAACGAAUUUAGAUCAAAAAAUGUGCUAAUUCAACAAAAAUUAGAUCAUGAACAAAGUCAGUCAUUGAAGUUUUAUAAUAAAAAUAAAUAUCGUCGACAUCAGCCGAUUAUGAAAUCAAACGAUGGUGACUUUAUACCAAUAGCUUCGUCGACACUAUGUGAAGAUGAUAAUAGGCAACAAUCUUAUUCAUUCAUAUCGGUAGAACAUGCAAGUUCAAUUAAUAAUACUUCUUAUCUAAAUGAAUAUUUGUUCAAACAAACACCAUCAACUCCUGCCAUAGUAUCAAUAUCACCCACAGUUAAUUUUAAUUUUAAUGUUCGAUCAUGUAGUACACCAAUUCGUUAUUCAACAACAUUUACUCAACAUGUUAAAUAUUUAAGACAAAAAAUUUUAUAUGGAUAUAAUAAACAUUCAACUUAUUUAAACAAAAAACGACGUAUAUCAUUAUCAUCACAUCAUAAAUUUACACUAUCACCAUUAGAAAAAUCAUAUAGAAAAACAACAGUUCCCCCAUUGUCAUUUGGUCAACAACUUCUAAAUUUUACUUUUAAUGAGAAAACACGACAACAUAAUAAAAAUUUGAAAAUAUGGAUUUUAUAA
Molecule: messenger RNA, 651 nt
Organism: Didymodactylos carnosus
Lineage: Eukaryota; Metazoa; Rotifera; Eurotatoria; Philodinida; Philodinidae
Source: the annotation of a GenBank genome assembly